GAAGUGAUCUCAGGCGCAGAGGAAAUCCCGCCUGCCCGCGCCCGGCCUGUGUGUUGUGCUCUCGGUGUUGGCGACGGCGAGGCGCUUCUCCGGGGGUGGCGGAGGGGCCGGCUGCGUCUGCGAGGGAGACAUGUCGGAUCAGGAAGCCAAACCUUCAGCAGAGGAUUUGGGUGAUAAAAAAGAGGGCGAAUACAUUAAACUUAAGGUCAUUGGGCAAGACAGCAGUGAAAUUCACUUCAAGGUGAAAAUGACAACGCAUCUAAAGAAACUUAAAGAAUCAUACUGUCAGAGACAGGGAGUUCCAAUGAAUUCACUCAGGUUCCUCUUUGAGGGUCAGAGAAUUACUGAUAAUCAUACUCCAAAAGAGCUUGGAAUGGAAGAAGAAGAUGUGAUUGAGGUUUAUCAGGAACAGACAGGAGGCCAUUCAACAAUUUAGAAUGUUUGUUUUUUCCCCUUUAUCCUUUUUUAUUUUUAAAUAAUAGUUCUUUUGUAAUGUGGUAUAUAACACUGAAUUAAAACCAACGCCACAUUCCUAUGUUUUAAAUAUUAUUUCCAGUUGUCUGUUUUGAAUUAUUGUGCUCAUUAUACACUGUCAUUGUGUCAGACUUUUGUGAUCCUACUACAGUUGUACUUCCCAAUUUUUCCAAUUUCCUCUUUAGAAAAGCAACUGUCUACACAUGCAGUUACAUGUUGGCAAUGGUCAUGUGUCCAAGCGUUGGCUAUUUGGCAGUAGGCAGAGGUUUCUACUAUUCAUGUUGGCCUGAAAUUUAGGUGUGUGACUUUUAUUUGUGGAUUUUAAGAGAAGAUAUGGAAACUUUUUGAAAUAUAAACAGAAGGAUUACGUCCUAAUAUUAAGAAGAGUUUUCUGUAGAUUUUACUGGGAAGUAGCCAAAUACUGAUGGCAAAAAUGUAGUUUCUUUAUGGUAAUAUUAUCUUUGGAAUGGCUUCACUGAAGAUAACAUGGAAAUUGUUUGGGGUUUUGUCAACAGAAGAUCCUAGGAAAGUUUUAAUUAAUGUACAUCUUCAUGCAACAAGAGUUAUGAUUUUUAUGUUGUACCUGUUUGCCUGGAAUGUGGUUUUUCAAUGAACAUAGAUUGUAUUGGCUUCCCUUUAAAUAAAUAAGAGGAAACAAAUUCAUAAACCUCUGCAUUUUCUUUUAAGACUUAAAUUUGGAAGAUUAUUUGAAAAACUAGUGAAGAAUAUUUAAAGAAGAUAAUUUCUUAUCGAUGCUGGAGGAUGUUACACAGGAAAAAAAUUGAUUCACUUUUGAGAAUUAGCACUUUCCCUGCUACUUGCUCUCAGUGUAUAAGUAGAAAUCAAGAAUUUAUCUUUCACCGGAAGUUGUAUUUUGUUAUGUGUGGCUCCAGAACUCUGAAAAUUAAUGGUAAAGUAAUGAAGAAUAAAUAUGGAAAAAAUGAAAAUGCUAUCUAAACAUCUUCAGUGGUGUUUAAAAAACAGGGAUGUACCAAUUCUUCAAUUACAGAGAAUCACAGAAAAUAUUGGGACUCAAAUUAGAUAUGAAUAACAAUAAAUGUAUUGAUUUCAAUACAAGUUAACACUAUCUUGUAAUCUAUAUUGGAAAACCUAGGUACUUUGCAGAAUUACAUGCAUCCCAUAUGCAUGCACUAAACUAGUUCAUUUUUCAGACAGCUCCCAUUGGCAAUCUUAGAGUGUAAGUACCCCUGAAAAUAAGUUAAUUUUCUGGAAAUAAAUUAUUCAUGUUUGGAAGUUAUAUGAAAUAGUGUUCUGUAAUGAGGCCUGAUCAACAAAACUUUUUUUUUCCCAACUGAUUUUUUUCCCUAAGUCUAAUUCAAAAUCUUCUAUCUUAUCUCUUUUAGCCAAUUGCAGAACUGUCAUAGAAAACCUGUCAAUGCUAGAAAGAUUCUUUAGCUCAGGUUUGCAAUAUUGAUGGCAGGACUAGAAACACUGCUCUACCUCGGCUUUAUUUUUGUUGCCAGGGGAAUGGGAAAGGUCAGAAAUUAAGACUGCAGUGUUCUUAAGCAUUCUUUAACAAACCAUUUAAUUGUAUUUAAUUUUCAGGCACUUAACUGUAAAGUGUUAAAUGGAUCUUCUCCAAUGCUUGUAGUUUCCAUGUCCAACUUCUGAUGCCUUUUUGUACGCAUGCCAAACUUUUUUUAAAAAUUAAAACUUGUU
This is a messenger RNA of Pseudonaja textilis, 2154 nucleotides long. RefSeq names its product small ubiquitin like modifier 1 (gene SUMO1). Lineage: Eukaryota; Metazoa; Chordata; Lepidosauria; Squamata; Elapidae. Gene Ontology annotation, molecular function: protein binding. The record is from RefSeq and is a predicted model, not a curated record.